Messenger RNA from Symbiodinium necroappetens, 2934 nucleotides. NCBI's taxonomy places the organism in Eukaryota, Dinophyceae, Suessiales, Symbiodiniaceae. The record is from the annotation of a GenBank genome assembly.
AUGAUCUGCGUGGCCUUUCGCUUGCAGUGGCCGAGAGCUUUAGCCAGAUCGCUUCCCACUGUCGAGCGCUUAAGCACUUUCAAGCUUUUGAUCGGCGGCGGCCCUUCGGCUGACUCCGCAACAUUCGUACAAAGAUAUGAUUAUCGUAUUUGUCGAACAGCCCGGGCUUACAAUAUCCCGGCUGAAGGAGGCAGAAAAAAUGGCGAAGUGCGGCUGGCGAUCCAAUGCGAGGUUUGGAUACCUGAGUGUGCUCAUAAGGUUCGAGAGCAGCAGAAGAAGUGGGAGGAGCUCAAGCUUCAGCAGCAAAAGAAGCAGGAGGAGCUGGAAGCCAGCGCUCGGGCUGCCAUUUCCGAGCUUCAGAACAUGGUUUCAACAGCGGAGGCUUCAGCGGAAGGAGCGCACUACACUGCUGCCCCUUUCGCUGGCGACCACGAGAUGGAGGUGCUGGAGGUCCUGAAGCUGUGCAAGAAGGUGGAGCGAACAGGCAAGUCGGCCAUGGCCGCGUGCCAGGCGUGCGUGGACACCUUGGGCAGCAAGAAAGCCUCCAUCGAGGAGGCCGAGAACAUCCGAGUUGAGACUUCGGCAGCCAUCUCGGCCUUGCAGCCGCGGAUCCAGGCCGCCACAAGGCUCGUCACCGAUGCCUUGAACAGAGCAAAGGAGAACAGAGACAGGAUUGCGAAGCGCAUCGCGACGGCCAAGCGCACCGAGAAGAAGACAGCCCUCUUCAGCAAGUACGACCAGUCUACUGUGCCGGGUUCGCUUCGCAAACGCACCAUGCCUCCUCAAAGACUUCCACGUGGCAUUCUGCCUGAUGGCAUUGAUGUUCCAGAAGGGACGGACAUCAUGCAGUUUUGCCGGGACUUGGCCGAGAGUGGAGCUGAGUUUGCAGAGCAGUUUGAUCGAAGCCACCCGAAGUUCCACAACGGCAAUCCCACAGCCGUGCCGCUUGGUGGUGCCCGGAUUCCAGACUCCUUGGCUGCCUCCAUGGCACAGGCAGAAUCGAAGAACUGGCGUGACAUGCCAGAUGCCCCCUUGAGCUUGGAGGAUGAUUAUGGUCCGGAGCACAAGAUGCUCAUGGACGCACAUAAGACCCUCAACGAGUGCAAGAAGGCGAUUGCAGUCGUCAACAAGCCAGUGGAGGUUGCCAUGAGAUUGCGGUGUCAGUACAGAGAUGCCGAGGGUGACGACAAGGUGGCCUACGAGAGCAGGCUGAAAGGUGCAGAGAACGACAGAGACGGGGCUCUGGAUGCUGCUACAGUCACCAUUCUUGGCAUGAGCUCAGAUGUCAUUUCUGAUCGCUGCCGACAGUGCGUCGAGGAUGUGGUUGCCAAGGGCAAGUUUGAGUUUGUCGACAAAGAGACGUAUGGUGAAUACAUUCAGGUGCUCAAAAGAGCAAAUCAGGAGAUUUUCAUGGAUCAAAAGAGACUUCUGCAAAGGAUCAAGGAUGUAAAGAAAGCCUUCAAGGAGCAGAGCAAUGCUCGAGCAGAGAUCCAGGAGGAGCCCGGCAAUGCCCAGGAUGCGGAUGGCCGGUGGAAUCGAGCAGAAAUCUCGGCUUAUGCGAAGGGCGAGUUCAACUUCGACCUUCCAGCAGAAAAUCUUGACCGCAUUAUGCGGCAGAUCUGCGGACAGUCAGAAGAAGGCCUUGCAAUCGAAUCAAUGCAGCUGGUCAAAGUUGCUGUCGGUAUUGCAAGGGAAGAGGAAAAAAGCAAGGCGAAGCGUGAGCUUCGCCUGGAGCGUGAGCGGAAAGAGCGUGAGGAGCGAGAGCAGAAGGAGGCGGAAAUCCGCGCGCGCCAUGCGGCGCAUUCUUCGGCUUGCCAGGCCCUCAUGGCUGAGCUCCAGGAGCUCGAGCCCACCAUCGCAUCAGCGGAGUCCAUGUCCGAGGCCAUGGUGGAGGAGGCGAAUGCUGGAAAAAUCCGCGAGGCUCAGGAAGCCAAGCAGAGGCUUCAGGUCAUCGAGACCGCAGUACAAGCCACGCACAGCGCAAUCGCCGCAGUGCAGGUGAAAGCCCAGGAGCUCAGCACAAAGGUAUCCGAGGAUGCCGAGAUGGUGGAGCACAUGGCCCCGGAGCUGGCAGCCUUGGCAGCGAAGACCGAGAGCCAGGAUCUGGCACUUCGAAAGGCCUUGGCUUCUGCUGGCCAGGCCCGUCAGCUGGCACUGCACCGCGCUUUCGCAUUGUACGAGGGCCUCCGAAUGGAGGUGGCUGCGAAACUGCGAGUCUGCAUCGAGACGCAGGGUGGGAAGCCCGACGACCUCUACGACGCAGUGAAAUCGGCUGGUGGUGGUGCAGUUACCAAAAGCGCCAUCAAGGCCUAUCUUGAGGCCAAUCAGUCCGUCCUGGAGGAGGCGCACCUGGAGACCAUGUUCCCCACCCCCUCUGAGCCCAAGGGGCAGAAGGAGGCAGAGGGCGGCCAAGAAGAGUCUCAGCAGCCUGAGAUCAGCAAGGAGGAUUUCAUGCACGUGAUUCGGAUCUUCUACAAGGUGGUGAAGGAGAUCGUGCUCUCUGACAACCUGCUGAUUGAGCAGAGCGAGCAGCUGAGACGGAUGGACGUCGGCGAAGUCAUGGAGGUUUUCCAAGGUCCGAUGCUGGAUCCAUCUGUGGGGGUCUACCGGAUUCAUGGCAAAGCUCUCCGCGACGGCAUCACUGGCUGGGUGACGGUGGCCGGCAACCAGGGGAUCACCUUCCUGAUGCCGGGAGGCAACCUCUUCAAGGUGAUCCGGCCGUCUCGGUUCACAGACUUCCCAGAAGACCUUGAAGGCGAACAUGGCGUACGGCAGCUGAUGGAGGGCGAGAUCCUCGAGGUGCUUGCUUGGCAGCGCGUGAAGGAGGGCACGCCAGCUGCAGUCACCCGACUGAAAGCAAAGCUGCAGGGUGCGAAUGCAACUGGAUGGGUGUCGAUGUCGGACAGCGGCAUUCCGAACCUCGAGGUUCUUUGA